GGUUAUUAAUGUGUGCUAUUUAUUUUAUACCAGAAAGCAAUUAGUUGAUAACUGCUAAGAACCAGUUUCCAGAGCAAGGCGACCCAUCUAAAUAAACGAAAUACCUACAACCUAUCUCAAAUGCCUCUGAAAGUCUGCAAUGUCUCGAUAUCUUGUCUCUGUAGCACCGCAAAGCAGAUAGUAACCCUACGUUUCCCCAGCAAACAAACGACCACGGGACAACUAGAUAUUAAUUUUUGCCAUUGUUAUGCAUGCCGUCAUUCCAGCGGUCUCUUGUGCGUUUCAUACGCUCCCAUUCAGCCACCACAAUCUACCAACGGUAUCGUUACUUAUCUCGAUGAAACCGCAAAUGUCCGACGAUAUUUCUGUGGCACCUGCGGCUGCCACAUUUUCAAGCGAGAGCAAGGCUCUUCCCGUGAUGCUGUAGGAGCCGAUGGGCUAUGGGCCGUAGCUACAGGCACCAUUAUCGGGCGAGCUGGAACUGAGGAAGGCGCGGACUGGGACCCGGAAGUAGCAGACGGCGGGAAGGGGUAUUCCAUCCUAAAGUUUGCCGGGCACGUGAAUGUCGCCGGCACUAAAGACGGCGGUCUGUCUCCGUUCAUUCAGAACAUCUCCGAGCCGCGCGAGCCGGAGAUUUGUGGACAUCACAACGAAGUACCACCACCGCCUUCGGUAAGCGUACCUGGAGAAGGAAAGAACGCAGGCAGAAGCGAUGAAGAUGUGCUCGAGGCACACUGCCACUGCGAAACAGUCCGGUUCCGCAUCACGCGUCCCGACGCCUCCAGCCGGGUCCCGCAUUCCGGCUUCCCGGACCUCACAGUCCCGUUCGCUACCUCGCCUCCCGAGCUCAUCAGCAACCCCGACGACGAGAAAUGGUGGCUCCGUCCGCCGGACUCCCCAAACCCGACCAUGUAUCUAGCGGGUCUCUGUGCCUGUCGCUCGUGCCGCCUAACGUCCGGUUUCGAGGCCCAGACUUGGACGUUCGUGCCCAGGAGCAAUAUCUUCUUCCUCCCUCCUUCUCAUUCCUCUUCUCCUCACGCUGCAAUUGAGAAUACGCUUAUCCCGCUCGACUUCUCUGCUCUCCCUAAAGGUAUCCUUCAGAGCUAUGAGAGCUCGCCAGGUGUUCUGCGCGAGUUCUGUCCACGCUGCGGCGCUACUGUCUUUUGGCAUGAUCGCUGGCGCCCUGGCAUCGUCGACGUGAGUACUGGGUUGUUAGACGCUCCUGAGGGCGCCCGCGCGGAGUCGUGGCUGGAUUGGUGGUAUAGUAGGGUUAGUUUCGCGGAGGAUGCUGGGAACGGACGUGUUGGGGAGGCGGCACAAUGGGCAGAGAAUGUGGUGGAUAGUUUUUCUAAGGGGCUGAAACUAUGGGAAGAGAAUGGAGGAAAGGGGGUUGCUUAGCCAGUGAAAAUGCGCAGUCUUUAGACGAAGUAUAUUCACCUAGGCAGCUAAGCUAAGUCCGUUAAGGGACGGAGAGGUCUGCUGCAUGUUGAUUUCAUGGAGGAUAGAUAUCAUUGUUUUUCUUGUAAGUAAGUAGCUAUUCUAUCUUAACAAGUAUAUGUAGCCA
Annulohypoxylon maeteangense is the source of this 1564-nucleotide messenger RNA. RefSeq lists its product as uncharacterized. The transcript has a single exon. The record is from RefSeq and is a predicted model, not a curated record. The coding region runs from base 121 to 1398 and encodes 425 amino acids. Lineage: Eukaryota; Fungi; Ascomycota; Sordariomycetes; Xylariales; Hypoxylaceae. Gene Ontology annotation, molecular function: carbon-sulfur lyase activity.